This is a messenger RNA of Clonostachys byssicola, 2328 nucleotides long. Lineage: Eukaryota; Fungi; Ascomycota; Sordariomycetes; Hypocreales; Bionectriaceae. The record is from the annotation of a GenBank genome assembly.
AUGUAUAAAUCUUCAGACCCAGUUGAGGCGUAUGCGCCGAAUCACGCUCGUUAUCCGUCAGCUGUAGAGCAGUCCGCACUGACGAGCAAGGGAAGUCAUGAUCCCAUGUCUACCUCCUACCAUAGCAAACUCGGACGGCGGCAACGAGCGAGACAAGCCUGCUUGACUUGUAGAGCGCGAAAGAUUCGGUGUGAUGUAUGUUUCAGCGGUGUGCCGUGCCUGAACUGUAAGCUAGACUCGCAGGAGUGUGUAGUGAAACCAAGGAUUCGCAAGUGGGCCACAAUUCAAAGCUCAGAGAGUCAGAAAUCUGCCGAAGCUGGAGACUGUGAAGGGCCCCACGACGUCUCCCCGGCAAUCAUGUCACCGUCGCAUUACCUCCCAGAUCUUAUCGAGGAUUUCGUCACGUCUGGCGACCAAUCUGGAGCGACUGUGGACAUAGAUACCACACCUACAUCAACGAGCCUACAUAAACAUUCGGCCAAGACAUGCUUUUCGACGUCAUCGGCAACAAUAGAAGCUACUUUCAGAGAAAAUGAGCCUGACUCAGCUCCAGAGGACUCUGCCGACGCUAUAUGUGAUCUACGACAUGAACUAUCCAAGUUGGAAGAAAAUCGUACAAAACCCAAAGCUACGUCGUCCCAGUCUUCAGCUGGGUUUCUUCUAGCGUCUUUCUACCACUUCGUCAAACUCCCCACUUUCACGAAGAUGGACCCCGAUGCCGCCCAAUUCUUAGAAAAGAGGGGAUGCCUGCAUCUCCCUGCCCCCCCGAUCUUGGAAGAGAUAAUACAAAGUUAUUUCUUGUACUUCCACCCGCUGGUUCCGCUACUGGUUGAGCAAGCCUUUUGGGAAGCGUACGACGGGCAUGGCUCAGCAGACCCUUUGGCCCGGGCGAUUCCACUGUUCAUCCUUCAAGCCAUGCUCUUCGUAUCCUGCCCUUAUGUUUCAUUGGAGUCACUCGAUAGACUCGGUUUUCGAACUGUCAAGGAGGCCCGCGCUGAGUUUUAUUCAAGAGCCAAGACUUUGUUUGACCUCCAAAUUGACCUGGAUGAUCGAGCCCGAUCACAAGGAGCCUUGAUGCUAACGUACCGUACAACGGAGUUCAAUGAUAGAAGUGCCACAUACUGGCUUGGUAUUUCCAUCCAUUAUGCCAAAAACAUUGAAGCUUACUGCUACGAUGAAAAUCUGGACCUGUCUCUCAAACGCUUGUGGUGGUGUUGCGUUCUACGUGACAGAGUCCUGGCUUUGGCUCUUCGCCAGGCACCAUUAAUAAGUCCUGAAGCGGUUGACUUUAGCCACGGGGGGUUUGUGUUUGGCGAUUUUGCUCACGAAGUCAGAUCUUCGAGGGUGUAUGGAGCUCCAGUGAAGAAGGUUCUGGUUCAGGUCGCGAUAGUCCUCUGCGAUCUGGGGAUGAUUCUCAACGACGUACCUUUGGAGCAUCACUCCACCACGGGCCGCAUGAAGAACAAGCUGCGCCCAGAUCAGAUCAAAGCCCUACUUUCAAAGCUCGAUAACUGGUACCAAAACACUUAUGUCGAACUGCGCACGGCAUCACUUUCCGCGGGCGCACAUGAUUCCAUCAUUCUGUUUUCUAAUGUCCUCUAUACUUACUACUAUGCGGCCAAGGCAUUAUUAUACAACUAUAUCUUACUGGGUACAGUUUCCUCAAAUGAUGCGAUUUCACCAAAUCAUGAUCGGACUAGACUCGAGGCACAGGGGAACUUAAGCCGCUGCGUUCGUGGUAUUGCUGAGAACCUAAUGGAGUUGAAAAACUUUGGUUUGGUAAAAUAUCUACCAAUAACCUUCAUCAGCUUCGCAGCGACGCCAUUGGUGUGGGAUCUGUUGCAGGCCCAGAUGCUCAACUUUGAUGACAGAGCACAGGGUUUGAAAAAAGACUUGAAGACCCAUCUUGACGUGAUGGGUGGUUUUAAUGACCUCUAUGAGAACGCGGAAAGCACAGUCAGAUGCGUCAAACAUAUUGUGGAACACGUUAAGACCCAGGAGCCCUUACCACAACCAAAGGUCUUUGCCCAGGGGUCGCCACAAACUGGUCUCGAUAGCCAAACUCAACCACGAGGUGGGCGGGUCACUAGCUGGAAAGACUUCGUGGUUGAAGAUCCCCAGAGGUAUUUGCGAAUCGUGUUGACGGUGGAAUACUCUCUUGCUCAUGGGCAUUGUCCGUCCGAAGCUGAUUUCCCCCAAUCACUUCGCAUGCCCCAACACGGGAUUACUACCCACAGUUGGGAAGAGUUGGGAUCCUCAGUUGACCCAGAUUGGUUUAACGAGGCCUUUGAUGAUAUUAUAACCAGCUAUAGUGAUCCUAAUGCUUAG